This is a messenger RNA of Gloeophyllum trabeum ATCC 11539, 1786 nucleotides long. Its product is annotated as plus-3-domain-containing protein. Gene Ontology annotation, cellular component: Cdc73/Paf1 complex. The record is from RefSeq and is a predicted model, not a curated record. Gene Ontology annotation, molecular function: DNA binding; RNA polymerase II C-terminal domain phosphoserine binding. The transcript has 10 exons. NCBI's taxonomy places the organism in Eukaryota, Fungi, Basidiomycota, Agaricomycetes, Gloeophyllales, Gloeophyllaceae. Bases 1 to 1599 code for a protein of 532 amino acids.
AUGGCAGACUCUGACGGCGACUUCUCCGACGAGCUGCUCGAGCUCGCCGGCGCUACCGAGAAGAAACGAAAGAGACGGCAGGGCAGGAUGUCGGCGGCCCACGGUUCGCCGACCAAGCGGCGCAGGGCUGGCGCGGAUAGCGACGCGGAACCGGAGAGCGAGGACGAAGACGAGCAGGCCAAUCCGUACCCGCUCGAAGGCAAAUAUAAGGACGAGUUCGACCGAGAGAAGUUGCUAUCGAUGUCCGAGAUUGAACGCGAAGAAGUGCUGGCCCAAAGGCUGGAGGAGAUGCAAAGGAUCCAGGACAAGAGGAACUUGGAUCAGAUGCUCCGGGCACAGCGAAAUGGCGGCGCUGAUGCUGAUGCCGUGGCGAGGGCUGCGAAACGGCAACACACCGGUCGGGGUGCUACCAAAGAGAAGAGCCGUAAGCUCGACGAGCUCAAGGCCCGACGUAGAGCAAAGGACGAGAGGAAACGAACCACUGGUUCGCCGAAACGCCAGCGAUCGUCAUCGCCGACUGACAUGGAGAUGUCCUCAGAAGAGGAGGAAGAGGGCAUGAUCAGUAAAUUGGAGGAGGAGGAAGAGCGUGAUCGUAAAUACUUCGAUGAGAAGCACUCCGAGGACGAGCCAAUCACCCUCGAGGAUCUGGAGAAAGUCAGGUUAUCGAGAGACUUGCUGGCUAAACAUUAUUUGGCCCCCUGGUUCGAAGACUACGUGAAAGGUGCAUGGGUGCGGUACUUGAUUGGCAGCAGUCCAUCUGGCCAGCCAACAUAUCGUAUCUGCGAGAUCACUAAUCUUGGCGCGGACCUGACGAAGCCGUAUCCUAUGAAUGACCAGAUUGUUAAUCAACUGUUCGAGCUCAGGCACGGAAAGGCUAUCAAGGAAUGGCCCAUGGAUAGGACCUCUAACUCAGCCUUCCUGCCGCAUGAAUUCGAACGCUUGGUGAAGACAUGUGAAGCAGACAAGGUAAAGCUGCCGAGCAAGAGACAGCUUCAGAAGAAGGCCGAGCAGUUAGCGAAGCUACCCGCGCAACCCAAGACAGAGAGCGAUAUUACUGCCAUGCUCGCCCGCAAGAACGCGCUCAACGCUCAUCGACCUUCACAUGCCUCCAUCACUUUCCAGCGGUCGCGCCUGACGCAGGCUAGGACUCUCGCUCUGCGACGACAGGACUUCAAGGAAGUAACUGAGAUCGAUGCGCAACUCAAGGAGCUGGCUGUCACAACGGACUUCCAGUCCCGUCGCCGCGAUAGCGAAGAUCCCCAGAAUGAUAUCUUGGCAAAGGUGAACGAGCGGAACCGGAAAGCGAACCUGGAAGCUGUUCGCCAGGCUGAGCUCGCUGAGGCCGAUCGUAAGCGGCGAGAGCGCAAGCUGGCUCUUGCCGCCUCGAAGUCUGGGACUUCAACACCCGUGCUAGUAGCGAAGACCAGCCACGGAACGCCUCUCCUUCAAAGCACCUUGGCCGCGGAGCCAACCUCUCGGGACGUCUCGCCACUUCCACCCUCCGCCCUCCCUGGGCAGGACCAAACUCCUGGGACCAAGUCGAAGAGUUUUGCUGCUCAGGUACUCAACGACAUAGAGAUUGACCUCGGAGACUUCUAGUAAUUCUGCGUUCUUCAUUCGCAUACCUUCACAUGGGACUGGCCGGUGUACGCUACAAUCGCUCUGUUAUAGCAUGCAAACGUUUCAUCAUCAUCAUAUCAUUGUACAUACAACUCUAAUGGCUCGGUCGUUGAUCCGCAAUGCAUUCUGUUCGAGAUACGAGAAGACACGCUCAUAUGAAGCCGAC